This is a messenger RNA of Strongylus vulgaris, 1092 nucleotides long. The record is from the annotation of a GenBank genome assembly. NCBI's taxonomy places the organism in Eukaryota, Metazoa, Nematoda, Chromadorea, Rhabditida, Strongylidae.
AUGAAACAAGGAUUAGCAACUCUCGACAAAAAUCAACAACGAAAACGAGCCGCCGGAGUCGAGUCGAGGGUGGUUCAGCGACUUGAUUACACCGAAGAUGCUGUGAAGUGGGCCGAUGCUGUAUUGACUGCAGGUGGUGAUGGGACAUUCCUCUUGGCUUCUUCACGCAUUCGCCAGAGAGAUAUACCCGUAAUAGGCAUAAAUACUGAUCCUCAAGGAUCUGAAGGAUACAUGUGUUUGAUGAGAAAACUGCCGAUGGAGCAUUUCAAAUCAGCACUGCAGCGAUUAUUCAAUGGGGAUUUUAGUUGGCUAUUUCGACAGCGUAUUCGCAUAAUUUUGAGUGGCGAAGCUCAACAGGGAAUUGGUGACUCCAUUGAGUUAAACGACGGCCAGUUGAAUCAGAUUCCAGCCACUACGCGAUGGAUGGACGCUCAAAAUACUCGCAGUCCCCCUGCUCCUUUUCCCUCCUCUUCUCAACAACCAAGUUCUCAUCAGAAUGAUUUCAGUGAGAACUUAAACGAGCUCAAGAAGUUGAAAGAAAAUUCGCCACAGGAGAAGGUGACUGUGCAACUGCCAGUACUAGCGUUGAAUGAAGUGUUCAUAGGAGAAAGUUUGUCAUCACGGGUGUCAUAUUACGAGAUACAAAUCGACAACAGUGCGCUGGUAAAACAGAAGAGCAGUGGGAUUGCUGUCUGUACGGGGACCGGCUCUACAUCCUGGUAUUUUAAUAUAAACAAGCUGACUGAUCAGUGUGUUUCUGAACUACUUCGUAUAGCAUCGGAGCGCUGUAAGGUCAGCUUGCCAGUAGACAGCGAACAAGUUAUCAGCGACAUAUGCACAAAGUUCAACCAGCAGCUGAUAUUUUCGCCUGAUUCAAAAAGGAUGGCGUUCACUGUGCGCGAUCCCAUCUUCAAUGCAACGUUCCCACCUACAACUCCUCGCGGCUUUGCAAAAAGAUUAGUCGUGAAAAGCCGUGGUUAUGAUGCGCAUUUGGUUGUGGACGGAGGUGUAUCCUAUCGGUUCAAUGAUGGAGCCGAAGCUGUGCUAGAAGUUUAUGAGGAGGAUGCUUUACGUACAGUCAUAUUUAGGUAA